Molecule: messenger RNA, 240 nt
Organism: Rotaria sordida
Lineage: Eukaryota; Metazoa; Rotifera; Eurotatoria; Philodinida; Philodinidae
Source: the annotation of a GenBank genome assembly
AUGUCAGGAGAUAGUAGUAACGAGAAAGCGAUGCAAUAUCUUGCCGAUGCUUUAUGCAAUAAUAAAACUUUGACUUCAUUAAUACUUGCUCGUAAUCAAUUUGUAGAUAAUGGAAUGAAAUAUUUAGCUAAUGCUUUACGGAAGAAUACGGCACUUAAGCAAUUGUGGCUUUAUCAAAUUGGAAUCGAUGAGAAAGGCAUGCAACAUCUUGCCGAUGAUUUAUCACAACUAACUGUUUAA